Ichthyophthirius multifiliis is the source of this 1113-nucleotide messenger RNA. RefSeq names its product thymidylate synthetase, putative. Gene Ontology annotation, cellular component: mitochondrion; cytosol. Lineage: Eukaryota; Ciliophora; Oligohymenophorea; Hymenostomatida. The transcript is spliced from 4 exons. The record is from RefSeq and is a predicted model, not a curated record. Gene Ontology annotation, biological process: tetrahydrofolate biosynthetic process; dTMP biosynthetic process. Gene Ontology annotation, molecular function: dihydrofolate reductase activity; thymidylate synthase activity.
AUGGGUCGCAAAACCUGGGAAAGCCUUCCUUAAUCCUCUAAGCCCUUAAAAGGUCGUUUAAACAUAAUUGUAUCUAAUACAAUGUAAAAGGGAUAAAUAACAAAGGAUUCAUAUGUUUAAAAUAGCUUAGACGAGGCCUUAGCUUUUGCUCAUCAAUAAGAAAAUAAUAUAAACGAGACAUUUUUAAUAGGAGGUGCAAGUUUAUGUUAAUAAGCUCUAAAUCAUAAUUUGUUAAGAUAAAUACACCUAACCCGAAUUGGAGUAGAAAAACCUUGCGACAUUUUCAUGAAAAAAGGGAAUAAAAAACAUGACAGGACUAAUACUGGAACUAUUUCUAUUUUCGGAAAAACAAUGAGAUUUGAUCUUUCUUAAAGUUUUCCUUUAUUAACUACUAAAAAUGUUUUUUGGAGAGGCGUUUUAGAAGAGUUAAUUUGGUUUAUAAAAGGAUCCACUAAUAGUAAAUUAUUAAGUGAUAAAGGGAUUAAAAUAUGGGAUGGAAACGGAAGUAGAUAGUUUUUAGAUUCAUUAGGUUUUCACAAUAGGGAAGAGGGUGAUUUAGGACCAGUUUAUGGAUUUUAAUGGAGGCAUUUUGGUGCUUAGUAUGCAGAUUUUAAGACUGAUUAUAAAGGUAAAGGAAUAGAUUAAUUAUAAGAACUUAUUGAUACAAUAAAAAAAAAUCCUGAUAGUCGAAGAUUAAUAUUAAAUGCUUGGAAUGUAAAAGACUUAAGUAUAAUGGCUUUACCACCAUGUCAUGUAAUGAGCUAAUUUUAUAUAAAUAAAGGAAAUUUAAGUUGCAUGAUGUAUUAAAGAUCAUGUGAUAUGGGAUUAGGUAUUCCUUUUAAUAUUGCUAGUUAUUCACUUUUAACUUGCAUGAUAGCUAAAUUAACAGGACUUUAACCAGGAGAAUUUAUACAUGUAUUGGGUGAUGCACAUGUUUAUUCUAAUCAUGUGGAUUAAUUAAAUAUUUAAGUUUAAAGAACUCCUUAUCCUUUUCCUCUUUUGAAAAUUAAUGAUUAGAAAAAAUUCUAAAGUAUAAAUGAUUUUACUAGUGAAGAUUUUGAAAUUGUAGGGUAUAAUUUUCAUCCUAAAUUAAAUAUGUAAAUGGCUGUUUGA